GCACGAGGUGUGUGUCGCGCAGUGUUUUGUUUACGAUAAAGUCGGGAACGACAUAACCUAUUUCGCCUCGUGAUAUCGUGCUCGUACACGUCCCGGAACACGGAGUCGCGGGCGUCGUUCCGUUCGAUUAUAAUUUUCGUCGGUCGCGAGAUCAACACUGUUGUGGCGGCGUGUGAUAGCGACGAUCGGGACCGUUGGUGAUAAGAGUGCGGAGGAGGACGCACUGGCACUGCUGAUCGCACCUACCGUUCGUGCGGCGCUGAACCCAAAGAAAUCCUCAUGCUAUCCGCGUCCCUGCUCUGUUCCGAAACCUUGAGUUCUGACACGCGUCGCCGAAUUAUCACCUUCGUUAUCCGUUCGCCGCUGUUGUAUCGCCACUGGCCGAGACAUUCGUGCCACCGUGUACAACAUCACGUCCAUUCAUUGACCACACGACGGUUCACGUUCGUGUGUAACACCACCUCGUCCGUUCGUUGACCACACGACGGUUCACGUCCGUGUGUAAUACAACCACGUCCGUUCGUUGACCACACGACGAUUCACGUCCGUGUGUGACACCACCACGUCUGUUCAUUAACCACACGACGGUUUACGUUUGUGCGUGACACCACCACGUACGUACGUCGCCGCCGACGCUCGUCCCGAACGUGCUUCAGAUUAACCUACGGUGUAAUUACAUAUGUGUACACCAUGAACAUUCCGCCCACAUUCUUAGACCCUGUAAAGUUGACGCUCGAGCAAUGGCGGUCGCUGAUCUCCGACCAAAUCGUUCAGCAUAAAAACGUUUUUGUUGCUGGUUUAAAAAAUGUCGUGAUCAAUGACGUGAAUGAGAGCAUGGCCAGUGCAGUGCAAUCCAAUGCAAAUUUGGAAAAAUUGCAUCGCGAAAUUUUGAAGAAAAUCAACAAAGAACAAUUUGAAUCUGAAUACGAGACAUUUAUGGAUGGUAUUGUUAGUGCUACUUUUGAAUUUUAUUGCAAGUUUGUAAUUGUUAAUUGUACUGAAAAUAUUGAACGAACUCAAAGUGCUUUAUAUUCGCCGAAUCUUAACAAUGGUGGUAUAAAUAAAGAAUGUUAUAACAAAAGUACAAAGGAGCUAGAAUUUCUAAAACAGCCUCAAAUUCAUUUGCCUUUUGAAGAAUCAAAUAACAAUACUACUGAUUUUAUAGAAUUAGAAACAAGUGGAUUAAAUAUAGAAAAUAAUUUUAUUGAUACUACUCAUAUGUCCUUAGAUGUUAAUGGUGAUAAUGAUUUACAAACAGAUGAUUCUUUAAUGUCAUUAGAUUUAAAAAUAGAGCAAAAAGAAUUACAACUCAAUAGUAAUUUUGAAAACUUUGAAAAUUUAUCUAAUGAAAGUAUUGGUAAUGGAAUUCAAAUCAAUAGCUCAAUGAUUCAAAAUGUAGCCAAUAAUGAUUCUAUUGAAGAAGAUCCUAAAAAAAGUCCUGGCUUAAAAAUUUUAAAGAACUUAGUUGAAAUUGAAAAUUGUAAACUGGAAGUUGAAAAAUGCCCAGAUAUAAGAGAAGAGUUUCCACAACUUAAUUAUAGUUCAAUUUUAAAUAAAUAUGGGAGAAAAUAUGGUAAACGAACGUUAAAGAAAAAGGAACAUCAAAUAUUGAAUAUAGGAGAAACAUCAAGUAGUAUGAAACGAAAAAUGGAGCAACCUGAAAAUCAUGACAAACCCAACAAAAUAAAAAGACAAAGGUAUAAAACAUCCAAAAAAGGUAAAAAAGUAUCAAAACUCUCAAUUGAUAUGAAUAAUUUAACAUUAAGUACCUCAAGUAGCAAUAAGCUAGUUCAAAGCGAUAAAAAUAAUAUAAUAUAUGAAAAUGGUACAAAUAUCUUAAUGGGUGUACAAAUCUCAGAAACUUCUGUAAAUAGUCUAUUUGUAUCUCAAACUAAUAAAGACAAUGUACUAAAUAAAGAAUUACAAAUACAGCAAGAUAGUACUGAAAAUUCAACGUUUAAUGAGGAGUAUUUAGUUUCUGCUAAUAACUCUAAUACAUUGCAAAUGAGAAUUUAUCCUACUAAUUCUACUAAUAAUAAUGACAAAAGCAUGGGGAAUUCAAAAAUCAAAUCAUUUAACCAUUCUGGUUUAACAAUGAAAACUUCAGACUAUAAAAAACUAUAUGAAAAGGAUCGUAAAAGCUUAUUCAAUCCUGAUAUAAUUAUCAGAUCAAAUCUUUCAAAAAAUUCCGUAGUUAAUCGUUGCAUGAAAAAUGAAAAUAAUAAAAUAGAGAAAAAAGAUGAUUGUGUAGUGAACAAAAAGUCUAAAAUCCAAGGGUUUAAAAUACAACUCAAGAAUCUUUCAGCUAAGAAAAAUCUGUCAAAGAAAAGAAAUGGUUUGAAAAAAUCAUCUUGUAGUACUAUUGUUGAAAAAAAACGUUUCAAAAUUAAGAAAGAAACCAUUGAUAAAAUAGUGACUAAUACUAAGAUAAAUAUUGAUACAAACAAAACUAAAGCAUCAAUAACAGCCAAAAGUCUUGAUAUAAGUAGAUGUAAUAAUUUGCCAAAUACUAAUACCCUAGAGAAUAAUUCUUUGCCUGAUUGGUUAAAAGCUAAGUGUAUCCUUUAUAACAUCAAACCUGUAUAUAUUCAUGUUGAACCAAUAGUGCCUAAAAUCUAAAUAAUAAUUAGAUUCAGAAUAUUAAAAACAUUAUAAAAUAUUAAGGGUUGUCUUGAUUAUUAAAUAUUUUAUAAUCAAUAGUUAAGUUUGUAAAAUUAGUUUUAAAUUUAUAAUCACAUAAUACUGUUCAUACCUAGUAUAAAUAUGAUUUUUUAAUUGGGGCUGUUGCUAAUAAAAUUCUUUGCCUCACAAAAUUGUUUAAAAUCUUUA
Sipha flava (yellow sugarcane aphid) is the source of this 2829-nucleotide messenger RNA. RefSeq lists its product as uncharacterized. NCBI's taxonomy places the organism in Eukaryota, Metazoa, Arthropoda, Insecta, Hemiptera, Aphididae. Bases 691 to 2619 code for a protein of 642 amino acids. The record is from RefSeq and is a predicted model, not a curated record. The transcript has 4 exons.